Neltuma alba is the source of this 1520-nucleotide messenger RNA. Its product is annotated as basic 7S globulin-like. Gene Ontology annotation, biological process: proteolysis. The transcript has a single exon. The record is from RefSeq and is a predicted model, not a curated record. Gene Ontology annotation, molecular function: aspartic-type endopeptidase activity. The coding region runs from base 1 to 1371 and encodes 456 amino acids. Lineage: Eukaryota; Viridiplantae; Streptophyta; Magnoliopsida; Fabales; Fabaceae.
AUGGCUUCCAGCUUUCAAUACCUUCUUCUUCUUCUCCUCCUCUUCGCUUCUUCUUCUUCUUCUUCUGCUAAACUCUCUUUCAGACCCAAAGCCCUCGUACUUCCUGUCACUAAAGAUGACUCCACUCUCCAAUACAUUACUCACAUUCACCAGAGAACCCCACUCGUACCCCUCAACCUCGUCCUUGAUCUAGGCGGCCAAAAUCUCUGGGUCGAUUGCGAACAGCACUACACCUCCUCCACUUACCGCCCUGCACGCUGCAACUCCGCCGUCUGCUCAGCCGCCGACUUCUGGCACUGCGCCCAAUGCUUUGAGCCUCCCAGGCCAGGCUGCACAAACAACACCUGCACCCUAUUGGCGGACAACCCCCUCGACGCCACCAUUGCCGUCAGCGAUGUCGGCCAAGACCUCGUCUCCGUCCAGUCCACGAACGGAUUCUACCCGGGUCAAAACGUCUCCGUUUCCCGGUUCGUAUUCGGAUGUGCACCAAAUUACUUAUUGAGGCAACUCGCCGACGGAGCAUCCGGCAUGGCCGGUCUCGGUCGAACCAAAAUCUCUGCUCCUUCUCAAUUCUCUUCCGCAUUUAGCUUUCCCAGAAAAUUCGCCAUUUGCCUCGCUUCACAUUCAAAAGGUGUUGUUUUCUUCGGUGACGGCCCUUACGUUCUUCUUCCCGACGUCGACGCCGCUAAAUUUCUUAUUUACACACCCCUCAUACUCAACCCAGUAAGCACAGCUUCCAUUCCCAGAGAAGGAAAGCCUUCGUCGGAGUAUUUCAUCGGAGUAAAAUCCAUCAAGAUCGAGGACAAAGUUGUGCCCAAUAUCAACAAAAACUUGCUGUCCAUAAACAAGGAAGGUUUCGGUGGGACUAAGAUAAGUACAUUGAACCCAUUCACAGUUCUGGAGUCGUCGAUCUUCAAGGCGGUGACGGAGGCAUUCAUCAGUGCUAGGAACUACACCAGGGUGGUUGGUGUGGCUCCCUUCGAAGCGUGUUUCAGCAGCAACGGCAUCGGCAGCACGCGGUUGGGUCCGGCGGUGCCGACCAUCGAGCUUGUGCUUCAGAAUGAUGCGAGUUGGUCCAUUUUCGGAGCGAACUCGGUGGUUCAGGUAAAGGACGAUGUGAUGUGUCUUGGUGUAGUGAACGGAGGUGCCAAGCCGAGGACUGCGAUUGUGAUCGGAGGGUUUCAGUUGGAGAACCAUCUUGUGCAGUUCGAUUUGGCUUCUUCUAGAUUAGGGUUCAGCCCUUUGCUGUUUUGGAGGAGGACUACGUGUGCAAACUUCAACUUCACCUCCGCCGCAGGAACCGCCGCCGUUCUCCGCGACGAUCUGAAUGCAGAGUUUGAAAAUAAAAUGUCGUUUUCUGUGAUUGAGUAAUUGAUGGGACCAGACCGGUUGUGUUUUGUUGUACUUGGCUGAGCUGAAUCACUACUUUUAGUUUUGAUUCGCAGUUAAUGCCAAUUUAUGUAUCAAGGUCAUUUUGUCUUGUUUUUCAUAAUAACGUGUCCUUUUCUAAUUUCUACCAU